AUGAAAAUUAUACUUGUAUUCACUCUAUUCUGCGCUUUCGUCGCCGCAGCCUCCACCGCGACAGUACCACAUGUAGUAGAGGAAAAUGCUUUAAUACCAAAUGUACCUUUAGCUAUCGACAAGGACAAUGCUAGUCGAAAUAUACUGGUGAACAUUCUUGUACGUCAACUAUUUGAAUAUAUCAGAUAUGUAAUCAAGAAUGGCUCUAUUAUCUUCGGGACUCCGCCAUUGGACCCGCUCUAUAUAGAGGAAUUGGCCCUGAAGGUUCCAGCUGGACUUCUCAAUUUGGAUUUGGAGCUUCAGAGAAUCGCUGCUUCAGGCGUAGGAGACUUUGUAGUACACAAAAGUGACUUGUCUUUGCGACGACUUACUUUCGACUUGGACAUAUCCGUUCCUCGCUUAGAGAUUAGCAGCGAUGUAUAUGACUUAGUUGGUGAUAUUUUGACUGCUAUUCCAUUAUACGGAACAGGCAAUGCCAGAUUUAUAAUUGAAGACUUCAGACUGCAAUCUAAACUAUACUUGAAACAAUCUGACGAUGGAAAAUCUGUGCUAAUUGACAGAAUCGAGAAUCCGGCUUUCCAAUUGCCCAGCUUCCAGUCCCAGCUGACCGGAGUGAUUGGCGGCGGUGAAGAUGUGGAUGCAAUUGUCAACGCAAUAACAGAAGAUGUAAUCAUUGGGUACGUGAACCGUUUCCAGGGUGCCAUCUCAAAAAUUGCUUCCCUCGCCAUAAUCGCAGUUGCAAACCCUAUACUCGAUCAACUGGACACCUGGAAGUUCCUCGCACCUCUCAUGCCUUCAUAA
Messenger RNA from Achroia grisella, 801 nucleotides. RefSeq lists its product as uncharacterized. The transcript has 6 exons. NCBI's taxonomy places the organism in Eukaryota, Metazoa, Arthropoda, Insecta, Lepidoptera, Pyralidae. Bases 1 to 801 code for a protein of 266 amino acids. The record is from RefSeq and is a predicted model, not a curated record.